Molecule: messenger RNA, 1940 nt
Organism: Folsomia candida
Lineage: Eukaryota; Metazoa; Arthropoda; Collembola; Entomobryomorpha; Isotomidae
Exons: 4
Coding region: 150-1712 (520 amino acids)
Biological process (GO): triglyceride biosynthetic process
Cellular component (GO): plasma membrane
Molecular function (GO): long-chain-alcohol O-fatty-acyltransferase activity; diacylglycerol O-acyltransferase activity
Source: RefSeq, a predicted model, not a curated record
AGCGACUGGAAAUAAUACGCAAUUAAAAUUGAAAUCAAGCAAAAAAAUUGAAAUCUCUAAUACAAUUUCAUUUUAAGUGACAUAAACUAAAAUUAAAAGCUGGCGUGGCAAUUAAAUUAAACCACUGUGAUAUAAAAAUUGCCUCAAAAAUGAGAAACGCCUCCUUCAUUCGCCGCGUGCUGUCCAUCAGUCUCUCGAUCCUGAUGGUCCUCGUAUUUUUGCCACUUUUACUUGCAAUCUUGAUCCCGAUAUUUAUCUACAGGGAGAUAAUUUUUGCCGUGGUAAAAUUUUGGAAAUGGGACGAAUUUGACUCACCCGUGGCUCCCCUGGGUGCUCUGCAGGUGUCCGAAGACAUCUACCAAGGUCAGGGAAGGAUUCACUCGACCGCGUGCUUCCUAACGUUGCGAGGACCAGUGAAUAUUGCAAAAAUUCGACAAGCUUUUACAAAAUAUGCUGUAAACAGACGUGAUGCCAAAACUGGAAAAUUGGUGAAUCCUGAGCUACAACAGAAUGUAAAGUAUUGGAUGGGCUACCCGUUUUGGAGGCAUUUGCCAGGAUUUGACAUACGCGAUGUGGUUCACAUGUAUCAAAAUGAUGAAAACUUCACAUGUACGGAAGCCUUUGUCGAAGAACUGACCAAAAAGCUCAUGUUUACUCCAUUUCCUACCAAUAAACCACUCUGGGAAGCCAUUAUCUUGCCCCAUCUUGUCUCUGAAGAUGGAGAAAAAACGUCCAAAUUUGGAAUACUGAUCCGAUCUCAUCACGUUUUGUCAGAUGGGUUCAACAUGUUCAGAACUUUCCAAAAGAUGAGUGACAAGGGAGAAGAAUUUAACUUUAUAAAACCGAGAGAUUACUUUAACGGUUUAACCGUCAAGGGUCCCUCCAGGCUGGAGACGUUGGUAAAAUGGGUAAAAUUCGUGUCAAGAGUUCCCUCCGAGUUGGGCGAGGCUUUAGUCGAUCUCGCCCUCAAUGAGACAUGGGACAAUAUACACGAGCGUGGCAUUGGGUUAAAAAUGGAUCUCGACGGUUCCCAUCGUGCCGAGCGGGUGAUCACCAAGAGAGCCCAGAAGCUUCAGGAUGUCAGUGAUAUCACUAAAAUUAAAAAUACCCACGGCGUGUCUGGUACGGCUGUUCUCUAUUCGGCCAUCACGGGUGCGGUGAGAAACUCAAUUUUUCGACAGAGUUCGCAAAUUCCACACUCUACCUUCAUUGUAACACCGUUUCCGGUACCAAGUGCUGGGGAAAAAUUGGAAAACUCCUUUACUUUGGGUUAUCUUAACGUUGAGCUUGCAAAUCCUGACCCGGUCUCGAGGCUGCUAGGUGUGCAUGAAGAGUUGGAAAAAGUGAAGGCGUCCACGCUUCCGACUGUUGUCGCGGUGUGUAUGAAACUUUCCGGCUGUUUGCCCAGAUCUUUGGUGCAUUUUAUAUUCGAACGGUCAGCAAACAGUUCAACCAUCAUGGUCUCGAAUUUGGCCGGCCCCAAGGGAAAAAGUGACGUGGCAGGGCAUGAGCUCAUCUCGUACAAGAUGUCUCAGGGUGGACCGGCAAAUGCGACAGUGCUGGGAGUGUGCAUGUCAUCGAUUCAAGGGAAGCUUCAAAUUACGGUAUCCGCUGAUAUGCAGACCCUUCACAGCGAGGAAGUUGCGGAUGAAUUCCUUGACAGCUUUGCGCAAGAGUUGGAAUAUUUGAAGAAAGGAGGAAAGUUGGAGUGAACAUAUAAAUAUCGUCAUUGUUGAAUCAUUGUUUUUGAUUUGGAAAUACAUACAUAAAUCAUUUAAUAAAAUUUUGAAAAGUAUAAAUGUGUAGAUGGAUAAAAUGGAAUUUCUGAAAUUUGGUGGGUGUCAUGCAUAUACAAAAUACUAUCAUUAUUACUUUAUGUAUGUACAUGUUACAUAGAACGCCAGUCCUAAGUAAUAAAGCCGGUUUAAGACUAAUUAAAA